GCAUCUUUUAUUCAAUCUACCAAUAUACUUAAAAAAAUGGAUUUAACUGAGAAGAUUGAGAAGGAAGUACAGAUCAAGGCAUCCGCUGAUCAAUUCUUUAAAAUAUUUAGCACCCAAGCUCACCAUAUUCCCAAUAUUUGCUCUGAACAUAUCCAUGAAAUUGCGGUGCACGAAGGUGACUGGGAAACUCCUGGAUCCAUCAAGAAAUGGAAUUAUACCAUAGAUGGAAAGACUAUGAGCGUUAAGGAAAGUGUGGAGAUAGAUGAGGCAAACAAAAAGGUGAUAUUCAACAUUUUGGAAGGAGAUUUGAUGGAGCAUCAUAAGAGUUUAAAGUCGACUGUUGAAGCAAUUGCGAAGGAUGAUGGUGGUGCUCUUGUGAAAUGGAGUCUCGAAUAUGAAAAGAUGCAUGCAGAUGUCCCAUCUCUUCAUAGUUAUCUGGAUUUGCUUGAGAAGAUGACCAAAGAUAUUGAUAAUCAUCUUCUCAAGCCAUGAAAAAGAAGGAUCAUAUCUAUAUUGAUUCGUAUUUUAUCCAGUGUGUUUGAAAAUGUUUGAUCAUCUUCUUGAUAUCCGAUAAUGGAUUAUUCGAAUUCCGAAUAUAUACAUUAUCGGAAAGUUUGAAUAAUACCUUUCCACAAUUAAAUAAUUAUGUAUAAGUGAAUAAUAUUGUUCGGCUUGUAUUUAUAUGUAUAACUAAAGUUUUAUUGUUUGAA
Messenger RNA from Mercurialis annua (annual mercury), 710 nucleotides. RefSeq names its product MLP-like protein 28. Lineage: Eukaryota; Viridiplantae; Streptophyta; Magnoliopsida; Malpighiales; Euphorbiaceae. Gene Ontology annotation, biological process: defense response. Bases 37 to 492 code for a protein of 151 amino acids. The record is from RefSeq and is a predicted model, not a curated record. The transcript is spliced from 2 exons.